Messenger RNA from Diabrotica virgifera virgifera (western corn rootworm), 2773 nucleotides. Its product is annotated as catalase-like. Gene Ontology annotation, molecular function: catalase activity; heme binding. The record is from RefSeq and is a predicted model, not a curated record. Gene Ontology annotation, biological process: response to hydrogen peroxide; hydrogen peroxide catabolic process. Lineage: Eukaryota; Metazoa; Arthropoda; Insecta; Coleoptera; Chrysomelidae. Bases 118 to 1668 code for a protein of 516 amino acids. The transcript has 7 exons. Gene Ontology annotation, cellular component: cytoplasm; peroxisome; mitochondrion.
UACUAUUUGUACAAUCUACUUCUCCCGUGCCUAUAAAUACUGUUCCAAACACUUCAAUAACAUUUAUUGUCAUACUUUGAACAAUAAAAGUUAUAUUUUGUGAAACAUUUAAAGAAAAUGGCUUCGUAUUCUGAUAAAACUACAUCAACUAAUCGAGAUGCUGCGGCCGAACAACUGACCGAAUGGCAUAAAAACAACAAGGAACACAUAGGCUACUCUACUAAUGGCGCUGGAAUCGCUCUGAUAAACAAAGACUGCAGCUUAACAGCGGGCAAAUAUGGGCCAAUCAUCUUAACAGAUUAUGAACUGUGCGAGCAACUUCAAAAAUUCAACAGGGAGAGAAUUCCAGAAAGGGUUGUGCACGCAAAAGGAGCUGGUGCAUUUGGAUAUUUUGAGUGUACUAAGGCGCUUACUGAUUUAACAGUAUCCAAGGUUUUCGAAUCCGUGGGUAAGAAAACUCCCAUAGCAGUGCGUUUUUCUCAAGUAGCAGGAAACUUAGGAUCGGCUGAUACAGUUAGAGAUCCUAGAGGAUUCGCUCUUAAAUUCUACACCGAAGAAGGCAACUGGGACGUGGUAGGUAACAACACUCCAAUUUUUUUCAUGAGGGAUCCGAUCUUGUUUCCCAUGUUCAUUCAUAGCCAAAAGAGAAAUCCUGUAACGAAUCUAAGAGAUUGGGACGCCUUUUGGGACUACUUGGGUCGCAGACCGGAAAGUGUACACCAGGUGUUAUUUCUGUUUAGCGACAGGGGAAUACCUGAUGGCCAUCGCCACCAACACGGAUACGGUUCGCACACGUUUUCGAUGAUUGGAAAAAAUCGAAAAUUGACUUGGGUCAAAUAUAUUUACAAAACCAACCAAGGUAUAAAAAAUUUGGAUCCAGCCACAGCCGACAAACUUGCAGGUACUGAUCCUGACUACGCAGUUAGAGAUUUAUAUAAUGCCAUCGAAGCAGGCAAAAAAACAGGCAAAUAUCCAUCAUGGACGUUUUAUAUUCAAACUAUGACACCUGAACAAGCUACAAAGGUAAAAUUCAAUCCAUUUGAUAUCACCAAAGUAUGGCCACACCAAGAUUUUCCUUUAAUAAAAGUUGGAACCUUUACUUUGAAUAGAAACCCUGGCAAUUGGUUCUCUGAGCUCGAACAACUUGCUUUUGCCCCAAGCAACCUCACCCCAGGAUUUGGAGGUUCUCCCGAUAGAUUGCUGCAAGGUCGUCUGUUUGGUUACCCCGAUGCCCACCUUCACCGCCUUGGAACCAAUUUUGAACAACUACCAGUGAACCGACCAAUCAAAAAGAUUGAAAACUUCGAACGUGACGGACCAGCUUGUCUCUACAAUCAAGGAGGAGCACCUAACUACCAUCCCAACAGCUUUGGAGGUCCCGAAGUAGAUCCAGCAGCUAAAAAUUGGACACAACCACCUGAACAUAUCAGUGGUGACAUAGACUACCAUGAUUUAUCCAAUGACGAUAAUUACUCGCAACCAAACGUUUUUUGGAACAAAGUUUUGGACGAAGCAGCAAAAGGAAGGCUUGUUAAUAACUUAGCUGGUGCCAUUAAAAAUGCUAAGAAAGAAAUACAAGAUCGAGCGGUAGAAGUUUUCAAGAACGUGGAUCCAGUUUUGGGAGAAAGGCUAAUUAAGACAUUAGCUCAAGUAAAAGUUAACCUGUAAAUUAAUAUUUAAUGCAGUGUAACUAAUUAGUGUUGUCGCCAGGGGGUACAACGGCCUCCUUUAUUUAGAUGGACUUAUUAAAGUUUUUUUUACUUUGACGCGUAGAACACGAAUUUUUUGGGUAACAGUUGAUCCGAAUGUCGAUAAAAUUGUUAUAAACAAAGAACUUGCAGAAUUACAUAACAGCGAUUUUUCGCAAAACAAAACAUUUUUUUGUAUUUUUUUGAUUAUUCUAAGCAAAAAAUGUUAUUACAAGUUUUUUCGUAGAAUGCAUAGUUUUCGAUAUAAACGCACUUGAACUUUCAAAAAAUUGAAAAAUUGCAAUUAUUGAACCCGAAUAACUUUUGAUUAAAAAAUAAAAUAGCAAUUCUGCUUACCGCAUUUAAAAGUUCAAGUCAAAUUAUACGGGUUUUGAUUAUUUGCAUUGCUAAAAAUUAUUUUUUUAGUUAAACAAAGCUAUAAACAAAUUGUGUUUGAGAGUUUUGACGCGUGCCCAAUGCAUGCGUUUUAAAUCAUGCUACGUAGAAAUUGCCUGUUUGCUGGCGCUUGCACUUGUAUCUACUCGUUCGAUUUUAAAUGAGAAAUGCAUUGAAAACAUCACUCAAGCACUAUGUGUUUAUAACUUUGUUUAACAAUAAAAAAAAUUAAUUUUUAGCAACGCAAAUAAUCAAAAUCGGUAUAAUUUGACCUGAACAUUCAAAUGCUGCAAGCAGAAUUGCUAUUUUAUUUUUUAGUCAAAAGUUAUUCGGGUUCAAAAAUUGCAAUUUUUCGAUUUUUUGAAAGUUUAACCGCGUUUAUCUCGAAAACUAAGCAUCCUACGAAAAAACUUGUAAGAAUAUUUUUUCCUUAGAAUGAACCAAAAAAUACAAAAAAAUGUUUUGUUUUGAGAAAAGUUGCUAUUAUGUAAUUCUACAAGUUCUUUGUUUAUAACAAUCUUAUCGACAUUCGCAUCAACUGUUACCCAAAAAAUUCGUGUUCUACGGGACAAAAUACAUAAAAAAACUUGGGAAAGUCCAUCUAAAUAAGGGAGGUCGUUGUACCCCCCCCCCCUGCGACACUAAAUUGGCACAUUAACAUGAUUAAAAAAUAAACAAUAUGCUUAUUA